AUGAGAGAGGAGGUUUCGUGCACCAAGUCCCCGGAGGGAGGCAUGGGCGCGGGGGAAGAGGAGCUGGACCGCGGGUGCAAGAAGCAGCAAGGCGGUCGUAAACGUUCCCCAAACCCAAAGAAAGAAGCCGCGGAGGAGAGGAACCACUCGCCCACCCCCAUGCCCAAUAAACGAACCAAGAAGAGCCCACCGUGUUCCGUGACCCUGAGCCCCGGGAUCACGGCUCUGUCUACGCGCCCAGGAGUGGAGAGCUUCGAGGACCUGCACUCCCAGCGCGUCAUCGCCAACGUGCGCGAACGCCAGCGCACGCAAAGCCUCAACGACGCCUUCGCCUCUCUGCGGAAGAUCAUCCCCACGCUGCCCUCCGACAAGCUCAGCAAGAUCCAGAUCCUCAAGCUGGCCUCGCGCUACAUCGACUUCCUCUACCAGGUCCUGCAGAGCGACGAGAUGGACGCCAAGCUCGCCUCCUGCAACUACCUGGCGCACGAGAGGCUCAGCUACGCCUUCUCCGUGUGGAGGAUGGAGGGCGCCUGGGCCAUGUCCGCCAGCCACUGA
Messenger RNA from Knipowitschia caucasica, 555 nucleotides. The record is from the annotation of a GenBank genome assembly. Lineage: Eukaryota; Metazoa; Chordata; Actinopteri; Gobiiformes; Gobiidae.